Messenger RNA from Balearica regulorum gibbericeps (East African grey crowned-crane), 1133 nucleotides. The record is from RefSeq and is a predicted model, not a curated record. NCBI's taxonomy places the organism in Eukaryota, Metazoa, Chordata, Aves, Gruiformes, Gruidae.
GCUGCCUGGAAUUGAAAGAAGACACCAUUGAAAAUCUUCUAGCAGCUGCCUGCCUUCUCCAGCUCCCACAAGUAGUAGAGGUUUGCUGCCAUUUUCUAAUGAAGCUUUUGCACCCAUCCAACUGUUUGGGAAUACGAGCAUUUGCUGAUGCACAAGGAUGCACAGAGCUUAUGAAAGUGGCUCACAACUACACCAUGGAGAACAUAAUGGAAGUUAUAAGAAAUCAAGAAUUUUUACUUCUACCAGCUGAAGAACUCCAUAAACUUCUUGCUAGUGAUGAUGUGAAUGUUCCUGAUGAAGAGACCAUUUUCCAUGCCUUAAUGAUGUGGGUGAAGUAUGAUAUGCAGAGGCGAUGCAAUGACCUAAGUAUGCUACUUGCUUAUAUCAGAUUACCACUGCUUCCACCUCAGAUCUUGGCUGACCUAGAAAACCAUGCGCUUUUUAAGGAUGACCUAGAAUGCCAGAAGCUUAUUCUGGAAGCCAUGAAAUACCAUCUUUUACCAGAGAGAAGAACUCUCAUGCAAAGUCCAAGAACUAAACCUAGAAAAUCUACAGUUGGGACACUUUAUGCUGUUGGAGGAAUGGAUAACAACAAAGGUGCUACAACUAUUGAAAAGUAUGAUCUCAGAACAAAUAUAUGGAUCCAGGCUGGAGUGAUGAAUGGCAGGAGGCUUCAGUUUGGUGUUGCUGUCAUCGAUGACAAGCUGUUUGUCAUUGGAGGCCGGGAUGGUUUAAAGACAUUAAACACUGUUGAAUGUUACAAUCCAAAGACCAAGGCUUGGACUGUGUUACCACCAAUGUCAACACAUAGGCAUGGCUUAGUGUUCCAGAAUUUUACAGAAUCUGUUGUUAGUUUCAAUGCUGUUCCCAAGGGUGGUAAAAAUGCAACAACUUCAGCUAUAACACAGGAAAGUAUUAAUAAAACAUUAGGGAAUGCUUGGAAGCCUUUUCGUGCCCUGGCUCUUGCGCAUGCGCAAAGGCGGCACCCAUCCGCAGACCACGAAGGCAGCGUCCUCCGAGGCAGGAUGUCAUCGCAGGAAAGUGGCGGCGCGGCGGCAAUGUCGAGACAAACCACAUACAGUAGCAGUCAGCUACAAAGCCUUAUGUUUAUUUAUAUAGCAUAUAGGCCUAGG